Molecule: messenger RNA, 1131 nt
Organism: Saccharomyces kudriavzevii IFO 1802
Lineage: Eukaryota; Fungi; Ascomycota; Saccharomycetes; Saccharomycetales; Saccharomycetaceae
Gene: BAT2
Product: branched-chain-amino-acid transaminase BAT2
Exons: 1
Coding region: 1-1131 (376 amino acids)
Biological process (GO): L-valine biosynthetic process; L-leucine biosynthetic process
Cellular component (GO): mitochondrion
Molecular function (GO): branched-chain-amino-acid:2-oxoglutarate transaminase activity
Source: RefSeq, a predicted model, not a curated record
AUGACCUUAGCACCCUUAGACGCCUCUAAAGUCAGGAUAUCCAUCGCAGAACACCCAUCCGAGCCCAAACCGAACGAUGAGUUGGUCUUUGGCAGAAGCUUUACCGACCACAUGCUAACGGUGGAGUGGACUGCAGACAAGGGAUGGGAUAUCCCGGAGAUCAAGCCCUACCAAAACCUGUCAUUAGACCCAUCUGCAUUCGUUUUCCAUUAUGCCUUUGAAUUGUUCGAGGGAAUGAAGGCUUACAGAACCGCUGACAACAAAAUCACUAUGUUUCGUCCAGACAUGAACAUGAAACGCAUGAACAAGUCUGCCCAAAGGAUUUGUUUGCCAACGUUCGACCCCGAAGAGUUGAUUACCUUGAUUGGGAAGCUGAUCCAGCAGGAUAAACACUUGAUUCCGCAAGGCAAAGGUUAUUCUCUGUACAUCCGGCCUACUUUGAUCGGCACAACUGCCGGUCUAGGGGUCUCUACGCCUGAUAAAGCCUUGCUAUAUGUCAUUUGUUCCCCUGUAGGCCCUUACUACAAAACGGGUUUCAAGGCGGUUAAAUUGGAGGCUACUGAUUAUGCCACAAGAGCUUGGCCAGGCGGUUGUGGCGACAAGAAACUGGGGGCCAAUUAUGCUCCUUGCGUCCUGCCACAAUUACAAGCAGCUUCAAGAGGUUAUCAACAAAAUUUGUGGCUGUUUGGCCCAAAGAAUAAUAUCACGGAAGUAGGUACCAUGAACGCAUUUUUUGUAUUUAGAGAUAGCGAAACGGGCAAGAACGAACUAGUUACCGCCCCACUCGACGGUACCAUUCUGGAAGGUGUCACUAGAGAUUCCAUCUUGAACCUUGCCAAGGAAAGACUCGACCCAAAAAAAUGGUCUAUCAGUGAACGCUACUGCACCAUAGACGAAGUUGCUGAGAAAUCCAAGAUCGGUGAACUAGUUGAGGCCUUUGGUUCUGGUACUGCCGCCAUCGUGUCUCCCAUCAAGGAAAUUGGCUGGAAGGGAGAACAAAUCGACAUUCCAUUGUUGCCCGGCGAACAAACCGGUCCAUUGACUAAAGAAGUUGCACAUUGGAUUAAUCAAAUCCAGUACGGUGAAGUUGAACAUGGUAACUGGUCAAGAGUUAUCACCGAUUUGAACUGA